Messenger RNA from Stegastes partitus (bicolor damselfish), 2805 nucleotides. It is a transcript of the gene misp, whose product is annotated as mitotic spindle positioning. Bases 310 to 2436 code for a protein of 708 amino acids. The transcript has 4 exons. The record is from RefSeq and is a predicted model, not a curated record. NCBI's taxonomy places the organism in Eukaryota, Metazoa, Chordata, Actinopteri, Pomacentridae.
UCGGCAGGUGACCGUCAGGAUGUUUUGACCCUCCGGAGAUCACAAACUUCGACCUCCAUUCAUCACCUCCCACCGUCAGAGCCACCGCCCCCCGUCGGCUCACCAGCGCCCCCCGCUGGCUCCACAGCGUUCCCUGUAAACUCACCAGAGUCCCCUGUCAGCUCCACAGCAUUCCCUGUCGGCUCACCAGCGCCCCCUGUUGGCUCCACAGCGUUCCCUGUCAGCUCACCAGAGCCCCCCGUUGGCUCCACAGUGUUUCCUGUCAGCUCACCAGUGCCCCCUGUUGGCUCAACUGCGCCCCCUGCAGACAUGGACAGCGUUCCCAAGAGGUGGGUGUUGAAGCCUCUCUCCCCCCUGUUGCAACCUUCAGACCUGCGCACCAUUGCUGGCCCCGCCUCCAACCUGGAUGACUUGGAUUUCAGCAGCAUCUCAGUGACUCGUCAGUCCUCGGUGGUCGUGUCCUCCCUGGAGGACAAGUCCCAGGAUGUGGUGAUUGAAGCCCGGCAGGUUGCCGUGUCACAGGAUGAGGGGAGCACCAGCGACGAGUGGCAGCCCAGCAGCCCUAGCAGCCUCAGUAGCUCCGGCUCGCACUGCGGAUUUUACUCCUUCGUAGAAGAUCCUGCGAGUCCCGAGGCCGAGCUGAACGAAGCCUGGAUGGUGUCACCGCAGCGGCAGGCACAGAUGGUCACGCUGAAGGAGGAGAGAGGAUUCAAACUAAAGACCUACAGCAGCAGCAGGAAGCCGGACAGCCUGUUCUCCGACAGCAACGGAGAUUCACUGUACAGAGUUGAUCCAAACAUCCCAGCGGUCAGGGAGGAUGAGGAGAAGCAGCUCCGCAAGGAGAUCAUCCGCAACCAAGCACCCAAGAAGAACCCAGAGCUAAAGGACCAGUUAAGCCCACUGGAGACCCUGGAUCUGAAGCAAUCUACUGACAAACUCAUCGAAGGCUUCAGUUUGAGCUACAGUCCUGUCAGAUCAGAACCAUCCCGACCCACUGAGCCCGGGACCAUUGACAAGGAGCAGAUCAACUUCAGUGCAGUGCGAAAGCAGUUCCUGAAGAUGGAGCAGGACCGACUGAUGAUGCUUCUCAACCCGCUGAGGUCCUCAAAGACACACCUGACCUCAUCUCGACCUGACGUGUCAACACCAGGGAGGCUAGAGACGUUUGGCAGCGUGGAGGACACCAAAAACACGACAACAUUUAAAGCAGAAGCAGAUAAAGAGACAUAUCCGCAGAGGAGGGUGACGGUGCUCCAGUCUCAGGACAGUGUGUUCGAUGACCUGGACUCGCACCCGGAACAGCUGGAGGUGGGCAGUGGCAUCACCAACAACAAAGGCCUGUUCAGCAGCUACACUGAGCUGGACGGUGGGACCAUCAGGUCCAGCACUGCCUCUGAAACCCCGAUCGAAAGGGAGAUCCGGUUAGUUCAGGAACGUGAGGAGACACUGCGACGGGCCCGAGGUCUGAAGCACAGCAAUAGCCAGGAGAUGGUCGAGAUCACAACCAAACGUUUACAGUCGCCGCUGACGCCCAAAGCCAAAGACAAGAACCGAGUGAGCUUCAUUUUCCAGACAGAGAUCCAGAACCAGAGAAAGGGGGAACCUCAGCUGAAAGAAGACAGCCCAGAUGCAUUGCCAAAGCUGGAGGACAUGAGGAAGGAGUCGGAUCCACAAGAGAAGGACCAGACCGACAGCUCAGUGCUCCCUUCUCCUUGCUGUCCUCACCGUCACCCCGAAGAAUCUGAGUUCAGCCGAGAGAGUCUGGAUGUGUCCUCUCUGACCGAGACAAGCUCAAGACGUUUCUACCGGGAUCGAGAGCGUUCCUCUUCCUCCAGCUCCUCCUCCUCCCCAACACUGCCUCGUUGGCGUGACACCCUCUGGACCACCCCUCAGUCCCGGAGGGGGAACCUAGAGUCCACCGGCCUGCAGUCCAGAGGACAAGGAGCGCCAGACUUCAUUGAGAAGGAGAUUGAGGAGGUUCUGAGGCGGGAGCAGGAACUGAAGGAGCUGAGGGAGUCCAGGGAGGACCACCAACCACUGUUCUCUCCAGCUCCUCUGGUUGAACAGGCGACCCGGACGGCCAUCAGUCAGUUUUACCCGCCUGUAAACACAGACAAAGCCGUCAGUGUUUCCCCUGCUCGUCCCUCCGUCCGUAUGUCCUCCAUCUCCCUCAUCAGCGCUCAGCCCUGGACCUCCUCGACCUCCUCCUCCCCGGUGGUUCGCUCAGUGCCGGUCCGUGGUCUGACAGAGACGCUGCUGCAAGACUUCGAGGAGCGACAAGCCAAACGGAAGCUGGAGGAGAGCUCAUACGCAGGAAUCCAGCCGGUCGACGACGUCAACGAGGAGGUUGUUGAGUCAACUCGAGUUAUUCGACAUAAAAACCAGAGAGCUCUGCGCUGGGAGGCCGGGGUGUUCGCCAACCAAGAGAACCAAUGAGAUCAGCAGAACCAGAACCAGAUCCAGAACCAGAUCUGUCCUUUGGGGACAUUUGUUGUUCGGCAGCACGACAGAUUCUUCCCUUCAGCUGAAAUUCAAAUGAUUUUAAAGUUGGACGCUUCAACAGACAAGGCUGAUUGGUCCUUUACGAUGUGUACCCUGCCCUCGUCCAAUCAGCUGCCAGCUGCUGCAUCUUAAGCAAUCAUGAAGUUCCUGAUUCAUGUAAAAAAGAAAUAAAUAAAAAAGUUCAUGUGAGUGAAACAGCACUUUGUUCUGCAGACCUCUAAUCUGACACAGCACAAAAGCACAUUUCUGAAUUCAUUAUGAUUUGAAGCUGAUGUAGCUGAAAGAAUAAAAGCAAUAACUGUC